Messenger RNA from Adineta steineri, 486 nucleotides. NCBI's taxonomy places the organism in Eukaryota, Metazoa, Rotifera, Eurotatoria, Adinetida, Adinetidae. The record is from the annotation of a GenBank genome assembly.
AUGGAGAAUACAACGGAAUUACAUGCUUGGCUCGAUGAAUAUUCUUCAUCACAUCAAAAUCCAACAAAUAUUGUAUUACAUAAAAUUUGUGUACCAACAAUUGCUUUUACAGUAUUAGGUUUUCUUUGGUCAAUACCAUUACCAAAAUCUAUUCGUCAAAAUCUUGGCUAUGUAUUUAGUCAUAUUAUUCCAAUGCUUGUUAUUGGACCUACAUUAGCAUUCUAUUUUCGUUUAUCAACAAAAAUGGCUAUGGCAAUGUUAGUAAUUAUUUUAUUUGCAUGUGCUCUUCUUGCUAAAAUGGAACAAAAACAAGUACGAAUAUUUCGAGUAUCAUUAAUUAUAUUUAUUGUUGCUUGGAUUGGACAAUUUAUUGGACAUGAUAUUGAAGGAAAGAAACCAUCAUUUUUUGAAGAUUUACAGUUUUUAGCUGUUGGACCACUUUGGACAUUGGCUAGUGCUUUUCGUGCUUUGGGUAUUGAAUAUUAA